Molecule: messenger RNA, 4338 nt
Organism: Cuculus canorus (common cuckoo)
Lineage: Eukaryota; Metazoa; Chordata; Aves; Cuculiformes; Cuculidae
Gene: PTGES3
Product: prostaglandin E synthase 3
Exons: 8
Coding region: 3165-3668 (167 amino acids)
Biological process (GO): protein folding; chaperone-mediated protein complex assembly; telomerase holoenzyme complex assembly
Cellular component (GO): nucleus; cytosol
Molecular function (GO): Hsp90 protein binding; protein-folding chaperone binding; prostaglandin-E synthase activity
Source: RefSeq, a predicted model, not a curated record
CUGCCCACCGGGAGGAGCGGGAUGCAGCGCAGGCCCUGCCCGAGUUGAGCCGCUGUGGAAUGGGGAGCGGAGCCGAGCGGACGGGUUCCUCCUCUGAACGCGGCCACUGUGAGCCCGCGGUGCCUGGUGCUCCAGGGGUGCUGGUACCGCGCUGGGGCCUCCUCGCUCGCUGUGACUCCACUGAGGCUGCUCCGGUGACCCCAGACCGGCCCAGCCUGGGAGCGUUCUCCGGUGCAGCAGCUGGGAGAGCAGCCGGACUCCGUAAUGUGGAAGAGUGGGAGCGAAGCCUGGCUGUUUGGGAAGGGGCUCCGUGCCGGCAGCUUUCCCAGCUAGACCUCCAUGUGUUGAGCUUUGUUGAUUGAAAGUAAAAGCAUUUUUUGUUUGUCAGGAAGGUUGAUCCACUACGGGGAAGCGGGGAAGCGUUGCUGCCCGGCACAACACCAGCUCCCUGGCUUUCACCCCUGGGCCCCACAAGGUGUUUACCUCGGUACAGUGCAUCGGAAACUCCGAAUUUCAGGGCUGCUUCACCUUAGCGUGACCGAAAGCAGGAAAGGUGUAGUAAAAGUGGAGUUCUGGGUUUGAGAUCUAUGGGAUACCUUACCUCGAAACGGCAGGGGCUGCAACAUCCUGCUUAGUGUCUGGGGCCUGGAACUGCGGGGUUAACAUAAAAACCCCCUUCCCAGGUGCGUAGAUGAAAGGAAAACAGAUUCUGAAAACUGAUUCCUUGGAGCAGGUCUUGUUUCUGCUGUCUGGGGGGAAUCUAGUUCAGCAGGAGGAUUCUGCAGUCCUCAUACUGCAGGAGUUGUCAGAAUUCUCUUUGGGCCAUGAAACUGAGCUCUCCGGCUGAGGGACUUGGGAGAGAGCAGCAGGACGGGUCUGGGAGCCACUGGAGCUACAGCGAGGUGCCAGCAGUAAGAGCCAAGAUGCAAGGGGCAGCGUCUGCGAAACUGCUCCCGUGCCCACGGCUGAGCUGGGAGCGCAGCAGCGGAACCGUGGCUCGGGUUGUGUGGGAGCAGCCAGCAUGGAGCUCCCGGGGCUCAGCGGAACAGGGUGGAGCUGAGUCCAUGCGGAGUCUGGCAGUGGGAAACUGCUGCUGUGAAGCUUCUAGAACCGGUCCCACAGUUCUGCUGUCACGGUUGUCUCUGGACUAGAGACAUGGGGGUGCAUGGUGCUCAACCAAAUGCGCUGGGGCAGGCAGCAGGAAUUUAUUUGGCAGCAGAAAUUGCAGCCGCAUGCUGGCGAUUUGCUCCCGGUGCUGCUCGGAGUUGUUACCAGUUAUUGCUGCACAGGAUGAAGCACGUUUAAAUUCACCUCCCUGGUUCAAAGCAUCCCACAUCCCGUUAGGGGGGUGGGGAUGACGCAGAACUGGAGCGCGUGCUGAAGCUGUCGUGGGGCUGGAGUCCCCUCGGAAUCGCGUGGUUGAGUGGAGGCACCGCCAGGGUCUCCCUGUGCCGCGUGGGCCCAGCAGCGUCAGCGAGGGAACAGAGGAUUCUCUGUGGGUGCGGGGGAGCCGUCUCAGAGCACGUACACACUUCUCCGCUGGUUCCAUGCCUGCAGUUGGCUCCUCAGAAUCUCUGGGUGGGCCGGCGACGCAAAGGGGCUGUGACUUCCGCCUCUUCCCAAGCUCUGGCCAGCAGAUCCAGCGUAUCCUGCCUUUCUGGUUUGCAUGGUGCCUGGCUGAAGCAUUUCUCAGGCUGCUGGGGGGAGGAUUUUGUGCUCCGUGUGGGAAGAGGAGAGAUGGGAGCAGCAGAUUAAAGAGGAGAGGAAGCUCUGUAAGGCUGGAAUUACAGCCAGCACGGUUUUGCGGGGAUCUCCAGGGAGGCGGCCAACGUUCAGCAUUAGAUGUGAGUUGUGUUCUGGCGCCUAUCCUCCUCCCUUCGCAGCCAGGAUGCGUGCAGUUCCCCUAGCAGGGCUGCGGACAGGCUGCUGGCAUCUCAGAACCCUGGAUCUUGGCACCAGGACCGAGGUCAUGGCCAAACCAGAGCUGCAGGAGUGCGGAGCACACGGCUCCUUGGGAAGGCUGGAGAGGUUACCGCUGGCGGAGUGCUGAUGCUGCUCAGUCGGAGCCCCUGCCUCAUCCUGAGUGGGGACACCGGGAUUUCUGUUCCAAUAAUAGUGUGUCCCUGUAAUGGACCAAGCUCCAGGUAGACAGAUUUUUUUUCCGUGAGAAAUGGCUGCUGCAUGGUACCCAAACACGUGGGGAUGAAGCUGUUCAUAUCUCACCCCUUCUUCCCCUCUGGAGUCUCUCAUUCCCUGUCAGAGGAGGAAACUUGUGUCCAAUAGGGAACUAAACGCCCUGCAGCCAGGACACAGCUGCACCAGCUGUUGCCCCUCACCAGAGCCUUAGCAUUCCCUAAAAAUGCCACUGAAAGGGAAAGUGUGCACUGUCACCCAGGAUCCAGCUUGAAACCAGAGGCUGCAUUUAGAGACCACGUAGAUUUUGUGCUCUCAGAAGUUCUCUGCUCUGUUCUCAGCCUCGGAGCUGAUGCAUUUCACGCUACGGUGGGUGCAGAUGCUGGUGGAGGCAGCCAUGGCCACUGCACUGGCCGUGCUCCCGCUGGCGGCAUUGGUGUUGCUGGGCUGCAAAGUGCCCAGAGCACCAAGGGAGCUCAAGCUUCCUGGCCUGGCUCUGGUUCCGUUCAUCCUGUGGAUCUGCAGGGACUUGUGCCGGGAGCAGGGCAGGAAUGAGCUGUGGGGCAUGGGAGCGGUGCAGUGCUCUGUGACCACACACAUUGUGAAGGUGAGUUCCUCCUUCAUCAGGCUGUGCCGGAGCGCAGGGCAGAGACUGUUCGUGGGAGCUGCCAUGGCAUAAGGUGGGAAUGCUGGCUGUGUCCGGCUGUGCUCGGCUUCCUGCAGUCGCUGUGGUUGCAGUAAAUGCCGCAGUUGGGCGCUGCUAACUCCGAGUGUUUUGUCUCAGCCUGGCCCACAGGUCUUUGGCAUUGGCUCUGCGGGGGCACCGGCCACAAAACCCCGGAAGUAGUCGAAGUGUGGGAAGCACCCAUGCUCUCCUGUGCCCUGGCAACAGAGCUUGUGCUGGGUCGCUGUUUGCUUCCUCCUGGAACGCCGCGUGCUGUUGUGGGCUUGGCCUGCGUUGCCAGGAGAGCGACUGGAAGUGGCAGGGAGCCCGUGGCUGAGCUGGGGUCGCCUUUGCCUGCUGAUUGGGAAUGGCUGUGCUUGAGCAUUGCAGGCAGCCCGCGUCCGCCAAGUGGUACGACCGGAGGGACUACGUCUUCAUCGAGUUCUGUGUUGAAGACAGCAAAGAUGUCAAUGUAAAUUUUGAAAAGUCCAAACUUACAUUCAGUUGUCUUGGAGGGAGUGACAACUUCAAACAUUUAAACGAAAUUGACCUUUUUAACAACAUUGAUCCAAAUGAGUCCAAGCACAAAAGAACAGACAGAUCCAUCCUGUGCUGUUUACGAAAAGGGGAGUCUGGGCAGGCGUGGCCGCGGUUAACAAAAGAGCGGGCAAAGCUCAACUGGCUCAGUGUGGACUUCAACAACUGGAAGGACUGGGAAGAUGACUCGGACGAGGACAUGUCCAACUUUGACCGCUUCUCGGAGAUGAUGAACAACAUGGGUGGAGACGACGACGUAGACUUGCCAGAAGUAGACGGGGCAGAUGAUGACUCACCGGACAGCGAUGAUGAAAAAAUGCCUGAUCUGGAGUAAGGAAAUCUGUCGUCUUCAGGGUUUGGGGAAAGAAGUUCAUCACAGCAUUUCAUAACCGCGAUUCGAAUUCCUGAGUUGAUAGCCCUAAGGGGAGACCCUGCAUCCUUUAACCCAUUUUCAGUCCAUUUUGAAUGGCUUCGCUGAGGGUAGGGGUGAGCCACGGCACGGGGCGGUCACUGGCCAUGGCAGGCAGCCACGUUAUGCAUGAGCCGUUCCCAGACUUCCACACAAUCCCAGUCCGGUGUAGGUGAUCAAUACGACGCAGUCGCAAUAAAGUUUAUGGAGCCCCUCGCCUUGUGGCCAAUACAGUCGCGGCGGGAGGGCCCUGGACCUACCCCAGCAGCCAACGGUGCGUUUGUACCAGGAACCAAACCGGCUUGAGUGAGGGCGAUGCCAUUGGCGUCCCGGAAUUCUGCCGCGGUGGCUCCAGGCCCCUUCCCAUAAAGUUCGUUUUAAAAAGGAAACUGGUUCCCCCGUUGGGUGUUUGCCCCUUCCCGGUGCCCCAGGGCUUUCCCGGGGCCAUUCCCCCCCCUCCCCCUGCGUUCAGACCAAACCGAUUUGCACUGAGGGCAUGGAAGCGAGUGACCCCGAGGCGCGGCUGCGGCCGGGGCUCAGAGCAGCCGGGAUUUUUUUAAUGUCUGCAUUCUUUCUAAUAAACUGUUGAAGACUC